Molecule: messenger RNA, 204 nt
Organism: Loa loa (African eye worm)
Lineage: Eukaryota; Metazoa; Nematoda; Chromadorea; Rhabditida; Onchocercidae
Exons: 1
Coding region: 1-204 (67 amino acids)
Source: RefSeq, a predicted model, not a curated record
AUGCCACGGUUCAUAGCUGGUCUUACAGCCUUGGGUCGAAUGUCGUACGCAAUGACGACAUUCGACAAUUCUUCGGCAUCGUCCCGAUUUUUGACAAGCUACGUGAGUCUCGCAUCAGAUGGUAUGGCUACAUCCUUCGAACCAGCAAUAAUUCUGCAUGCAAGAUUGUCAUCAACUUCAACGUUUCACGGAAGCGACCUAUAA